Cornus florida is the source of this 552-nucleotide messenger RNA. Its product is annotated as heat shock 22 kDa protein, mitochondrial-like. Lineage: Eukaryota; Viridiplantae; Streptophyta; Magnoliopsida; Cornales; Cornaceae. The transcript is spliced from 2 exons. The record is from RefSeq and is a predicted model, not a curated record. Bases 1 to 552 code for a protein of 183 amino acids.
AUGGCGUUCUCAACCCUUCUCCCCACCACGUUCUCAACCCUUCUCCCCACCCAUUUGGCGAAACCCUUCCCUCCCAUUUCGAGGCGCUCCUCUACAACUUUGGUCGCUCGUUCGGCAUUGAUUAAAAGAGUUUCAGAUACAGUUUCAGACUCCGAUUCUAAUGACUCCGAUGCCCCUUACCCCAAAGGUAGUCCUUUGAAGAAUCCAUUCCUGGUAAGAGGAAGGGCGGUCCCUUAUGUCAAUAAACACACAAAUGAAUGGUUUGAGUUGAAAGUGGACUUACCAGGUAUCUCCAAGGAAGAUUUAAGGGUUUGGGUUGAAAACCAUCGUCUCAAUAUCAUGGCAGUAGAAGAGGAUUAUGAAUCUGAUGAUGAAGAAGAAGGAGAAGAGUACGACAACAAAAUGGACGGUCCGAGGAAGUACUUUGGGUCAAUUCCUUUUCCUGAAUAUGAAUAUGAGAAGGAGAAGAUCCGGGCCAAGAUGAGGAACGGUGUUCUCAAGCUGGUCGUACCCAAAAGGAAAGGCAUUAUCACCAUCAAUGUCAAGAACUGA